Molecule: messenger RNA, 4340 nt
Organism: Oncorhynchus tshawytscha (Chinook salmon)
Lineage: Eukaryota; Metazoa; Chordata; Actinopteri; Salmoniformes; Salmonidae
Product: solute carrier family 45 member 4-like
Biological process (GO): transmembrane transport
Cellular component (GO): membrane
Molecular function (GO): sucrose:proton symporter activity
Source: RefSeq, a predicted model, not a curated record
CGACAGAUAUUCCUUUAAAGGCAAAUUAAAGCUGUGGGUUGACUGACUGCUAGACGUCCCAGAGGAUCCAGUCGAUGCACCAAAAUACCUUCCGAGGGGACGUAAAAACACUAUCGCAACAGUUACGAACGAAGAAAAGAGAUAACGAUAACUGGGUGCCAAGAAGACCACUCCUCCUCUUUUCCAAGAGGACUAGGAGUACUCCGUCUUAGGAACCACUGCUGUUGCAGGCAGUCGUCUGCAGAGGUUACUGUAUGAAGCUUUUAAGGCCUUUUUGAUUGAUCGGCCACUCGAUGGGGAUUCACAGAGGAGCUCUCACCUGUGUCGCCUCCUGCCCUCCGCCCUGCCGCCUGCCCUCCCUCUUCUGCACCUCCUCCACACACAUCAUGAAACUGGUAUUAACUGAAUGGCAAUUGAUAUGGAUUUUUACUGAUUCUAGUAGACAGUAAACCAACUAACACAGAUAGGGAGGAAAAGCCAUCUCAUUUUCACACGUCCUUCUUCACACUAAAUGAACCUGCCUGUGGGGUUCUGAGCUGCCGGAGUUGACAGCCCACCCUGAAAAACAACCCAAUGCCUCCUUAAGGAACACACAAGGAAUGUAUUGUAUGCUUUAAGAGAUGAUUCUUUCUUCCUGAUAACGACAUUCGAGGACAUCGACAGCAGAGGGAGCUACUUUGAGGACGAGCUCACACCUGUCACCGCCAGUGUAUGAAUACAGAGCUAUUUUUUUAUUUAGUUUUGAAUCUAUUUUUUUUUCUGGAGCCUGAAGGGUUGUGCGUUUGGCUGUGUGCAUGCCGAAGAAGAAGAAAAUGGCUCCCCAGAACUCUGAGGCCGAUGCUAUGCAAGUGCAGGGGGUAAUGGUGGUCCCCGCUGCUAAGAAAACCACCACAGGUUCUGCCUCCACAGGAGACGGAGGAGCAGGAGGAGGUUUGGUGCUGGAGUCAUGCCAGGAGGAGUCGGUGAGCGAGGGGUCUAUAGACCGGAUCCCGCUGCGCCAGUGGGUGAUGCACGGAGCCGUCAUGUUCGGACGAGAGUUCUGCUACGCCAUGGAAACAGCCCUGGUUACGCCUGUACUGCUGCAAAUAGGUCUUCCAGAACAGUAUUACAGCCUGACAUGGUUCCUGAGCCCCAUCCUGGGCCUGAUCUUCACACCUCUGAUUGGCUCAGCCAGCGAUCGCUGCACCCUGAAAUGGGGCCGGCGACGCCCUUUCAUCCUGGCCCUGUGUGUGGGCGUGCUGUUCGGAGUGGCACUCUUCCUCAACGGGUCACUCAUAGGUCUUGCCGUCGGCGACGUGCCAAAUAACCAGCCCAUAGGGAUCGUUCUGACGGUGCUCGGAGUGGUGGUGCUGGACUUCAGUGCAGACGCAACAGAGGGUCCCAUAAGGGCCUACCUACUAGAUGUGGCAGACACUGAAGAACAAGACAUGGCCCUCAACAUCCACGCCUUCUCCUCUGGUUGUGGGGGAGCGGUGGGCUACGCGCUGGGCGGUCUGGACUGGACCCACACCUUCCUGGGCUCAAUCUUCAAGUCCCAGGAGCAGAUCCUCUUCUUCUUCGCUGCCAUCUUGUUCACCAUCUCGGUGGCUCUGCAUCUGUUCAGCAUCGAGGAGCAGCGGUAUAGCCCCCAGCAGGACCGGCUGGACGAGGAGGCUGACGCCGCCUCCUCCACUAGGGGGCGAGGACGGGCGCUCAUUCGCGACAUUAACAUGGACUUCCUGGAUGUGGAGAUGGUGAGGUCCAAGUCUGACUCUGUGCUGCAAAUGGCCGAUGCAACAUUAGAUCACCUGGACCACGAGGCUCUGUUCCUGCGCCAUAUCGAGCCCUCCAUCUUCGCCGACCACCUGUCAUCCUACCACGGCUCUCCACCACGCCGCAGCAGCAGCACAGGCAGCCAGGACCUCCUCAAAACCUCCAAGAUCUGCCGGCUGUCCCAGUUUCUGCAGGAGCAGGACCGCGACAAGGAGGAGGAGCUGCUCAACAACCAGGUCAACGAGCAGAAGACGCCCAACGGCCGGGCGCAUGCCAACGGCUUGGGCCAGGGCACCAACGGGCACGCCCGCUCAGUCAUGAAGAACUCGGCCAGCACCAACGCCUCCACGCGGCACCGCCGCCACAUCUUCUACCGCCAGCCGUCCUGCACCUUCUCCUACUACGGCCGCGUGGGCUCCCACCGUUACCGCUACCGGCGAGCCAACGCCGCGCUGCUCAUCAAGUCCUCGCGCAGCUUGAACGACAUCUACGAGGUGCAGCGGAGACAGAAGAGGAGACAGCAGAACCCCAGAGCGCGACACCAGUCAGGCAACACCAACUCCAGUGGGGACACAGAGAGUGAGGAGGGGGAGACGGAGACCACGGUCAGGCUGCUGUGGCUGUCCAUGCUGAAGAUGCCUCCAGAGCUGAUGAGGCUGUGUGUCUGUCAUCUCCUCACCUGGUUUUCCAUCAUAGCUGAGGCCGUCUUCUACACUGACUUCAUGGGCCAGGUCAUCUACCACGGAGACCCCACGGCUCCUGCUAACUCCACGGAACUGCAGAACUACCACAAAGGAGUUCAGAUGGGCUGCUGGGGGCUGGUCAUCUACGCCCUGACAGCUGCCUCCUGCUCAGCCGUACUACAGAAGUACCUGGACAACUUUGACCUGAGCAUCAAGGUCAUCUACGUCUUGGGUACUCUGGGCUUCUCCAUCGGUACAGCUGUCAUGGCCAUCUUCCCCAAUGUCUACGUCUCCAUGGUGAUGAUCAGCAGCAUGGGCAUCAUCUCCAUGAGCAUCUCCUACUGCCCUUAUGCCCUCCUGGGACAAUACCAUGAGAUGAAAGAGUACAUCCACCAGCCCGGGAAUUCCAAGCGGGGUUUCGGCAUCGACUGUGCCAUCCUGUCGUGCCAGGUGUACAUCUCCCAGAUCCUGGUGGCGUCGGCGCUGGGUGCAGCAGUGGACGCCACGGGUAGUGUGCAGGUCAUCCCCAUGGUGGCGUCCGGCGGCUCCUUCCUGGGUUUCCUCACCGCCUGGUUCCUGGUCAUCUACCCAAGUCACGGCGACGCGGAGGCCAAGGGCGAGCAGAAGGCUCUAACAGGGCCCGUGUCCGAUAACAGCGUCACGGAGAAACCCAGUGUUCUAAAACUGUCAAAGAAAGGUGCCACCACUACGUGUAAAGUGCAGUGCGAGUCCACUCUGUAAUUUGAUGUGAUCGCCAAUUAACUGGAAAGGUCGGAGCUUACUGUAACCAUAGCAAUGCAACGAUCAUCAAAAAAUAAAAACCGACAUUCCUUUUUUUACAACCGGGCCGUUGCCACCCAAUAAUCUGCUGAUGGCAUGGGCUUGACCGACCUCUUUCUCAAAGACACACAUGGGCCAUGAUGUGUUAAGGUUUUGAUUUGUAUUUCAUUUAAUUUGGGGCCUGUCUCUCGCUCGUCACGGUCUAAGGACUGUGGUGUGGCGAGGAGAGGACAGGCGUCUCUCCCUCUCAGGGCCACCAGGGGCCGCGAUCGAGGCGGUCCAACUGGACAGGACAGAUCAGGGGACGGUGGAUACACAUGAGACCGACGUUCACGCGCUGAGCUGGGAUCUCUGGAAAAAGACAUGCACUUCACUCUCACUUCCAUUCAAGGGUCAAGAUGAAGGAAAAGACGAAGAGUCUCUAAGAAAUAUUAUAUUCUUCUAAUAAGUGAAACAUUUGAAAAUGCAGAAAAUUGCUCUUUUGAUUGAACAUGAUUAUUUAGUUUACUUUCCUCUAUAUAUUUUUGACAUUAUGUUGCAGAAGGACAUUGUUAUCACCAAAUGGGCCAGGCCCGGUAUCAUUUACAGGGUUGAUGUAUUACUUUUUGGACUUAAAAGGUUUUUAGUAGCUUUAAGAGGAAACUGCACAUGUAUAAGGAGGUGAUUUCUCAGUUAGGAGAGGAGGGGGAGGAAGGCAUUGUUUGGUAAAUCAAUCAGUUGUCCUAAUUAUUGAAUUUCUAACUGUUAUGACAUACUAAAUUGUAAUAGGACCAGUUACACCAUGUGUCAAACUCAUUCCACACAGAGCCGAGUGUCUGCUGGUUUUCGCUCCUUCCUCGUACUUGAUUGAUACAUUUAGGUCACUAAUUAGUAAAGAACUCCCCCUCACCUGGUUGUCUAGGUCUAAAUUGAAAGGGAGAACUAAAAACGCCAGACACUCGACCCUCCGUGGAAUGAGUUUUACACACCUGAGUUACACUAUAUCAACUGUACACAAGCAUUUACCAAACUCGCUCCUGGGGACCACAAGGGGUGCCCGUUUUGGUUUUUGACCUAGCACUACACAGCUGAUUCAAAUAAUGAAUUCAUCAUCAGGCUUUGAUUAUUUGAAUCAGCUGUGUAGUG